Drosophila willistoni is the source of this 2749-nucleotide messenger RNA. RefSeq names its product DNA cross-link repair 1 protein (gene Snm1). Gene Ontology annotation, biological process: double-strand break repair via nonhomologous end joining; protection from non-homologous end joining at telomere; interstrand cross-link repair. Bases 132 to 2369 code for a protein of 745 amino acids. Lineage: Eukaryota; Metazoa; Arthropoda; Insecta; Diptera; Drosophilidae. The transcript is spliced from 4 exons. The record is from RefSeq and is a predicted model, not a curated record. Gene Ontology annotation, molecular function: 5'-3' DNA exonuclease activity; damaged DNA binding.
UAUUAUUUAUGCAACACUGUUACUUUUACAACACUUAUAAGGAUAUUUAUGUUUUGAGACCAUUUAAUGCAUGAUAUUUUGAAGAGGCAUUAGUAAUCUGCAGUGAUCGAGUGUCCACCCACUAAUCCCAAAUGGCUACCUCGAAUGUAGGAAAAAUACGUUUGAAAAACCUAAACGAGUUGCAAAAUUCGUAUUUUAGUGAAAACUCCAAUAGCACAUCAGCAACAGAAUGUGUUGUUAUUUCACCGGAGACUCCAAACAAGGUGGCCAAAGCGUCUCGAGGUCGUCGGGCGGCAACAACAGUUAAGAAAAAAAGAGGCGCAAAUAGUGAGAAUGCGGAAAAUACAAAGAAAAUUGUGGCAAAUACUACAGUAAAGCGUGUAAAUAAAAAGGAACCACCACAGGGACAAAUGCGCAUUGAUUCCUUCUUCAAGAGUGCAGCGAAAAACUAUAAAGUUGAAGUAGCUGUACCUAUGACAACUUUGACUUCCUCAUCUAAAAACAAAAAGAAGACGACGAACCGAGUGCGACAAAAGGGACGCAAACGUCUCUUUGAUGAUGAAACCACAACGUCGACUUCAACAACUGCCACAAACGCUUUCAGUGAUGAGACAGAACCCAAGAUGAAGCUCCGAACGAGGUUUAGAAAACAGCCUUUACGAAACGCAAAGAUUAAUAAUGUCAAAACGGAAUCAAAUGAUGUUAUUGAUCUUUGUACUGAUGAAGAUGAUCAAACUCUUACGGUGCUCGGCAUUACACCUAAGAAAUGCCUAGAGCCCUUAGAUACCAAUGAGAAUAUCAUACAGGAGCCCUUGAUUCCUAGUCAAGUUGACAUACAGAAAGCCACAAUUUCUCCUAAAAAAAGCCUAGAGUUCUUAGAUCCCAAUGAGAAUAUCAUAGAGGAGCUCAUGAUUCCAAGUCCAGUUGUGAUAGAGAAAAACCCAAUUUCUCCUAAGAGAACCCUAGAGCCCUUAAAUGCCCAUGAGAAUAUCAUGCAGGUGCUCAAGAUUCCGAGUCCAGUUGACAUAGUCAAACCCACGAACUCGCGAAGACCACGGGGAUCACCAAAACCGUGUCCACCGUACAAAAUCGUUGAAGGCACAAAUUUCUGUGUAGAUGGUUUCCAAUUUGGUGUAAUUCCCAAUGUAACUCAUUAUUUUCUUAGCCAUUAUCAUGCUGAUCAUUAUAUUGGUCUCACCCGCAAGUUUUCCCUUCCGAUUUACAUGAGUCCAACUACGGCGCGCCUGGUGCGCACGUUUAUAAAACUAGAUGACAUUUAUAUAAACGAGAUUGAUGUAGAUCAGACAAUUAUAAUAGAUAAUAUUGAGAUUACUGCAAUUGAUGCUAAUCAUUGUCCUGGUGCCUUGAUGUUCUUCUUCAAGCUUAGCUCUGGCCAAACUAUACUCCACACUGGUGAUUUUCGAGCCAACUUUGAGAUGGAAUCAUUACCCAUUUUCUGGAAUAACCCGCAAUUGGACGUGCUUUAUCUUGAUACAACCUAUCUAAAUAAAAAUUAUGAUUUUUCCCAUCAAAGUGAAAGCAUUGAUCGUGCCGUAAGUUUGGUUAAAGAGUUUCACAACAAACACAAGGACAAGCGUAUUCUCCAUGUCUGUGGCGCGUAUGUAAUUGGCAAAGAAAAAAUUUGGCUAACAGUGGCCAAAGAGUUUAAAUUAAAAGUCUGGACUGAGCCGCAUCGACGGGCAGCCAUCGAUUGCUUACAUUUGCCGGACGCUGAAACAUACUUAUAUGAUGAUCCAAAUGAGGCGAAUUUGCAUGUAAUAGGUUUAGGACAGAUAAGCUAUCCAAGCCUGGUGCAGUAUUUCGAUUUAUACCAAGAUAAAUACGAUAUGAUCCUGGCGCUAAGACCAAGUGGUUGGGAGAAGAACAGAAAACCAUCAUAUGGCAAACGGAUUAGUGUUAUAGGCAUUGAAUAUUCGGAACACUCUAGCUAUAAAGAACUGGAAAGAUUUGUUCGCUUUCUAAAGCCACGUAAGGUAAUUAGCACAGUUCCAACAGAAAGGGAUCUGUUUGUUACUGGAAAAGUGCCAACUAACUGGUAUGACUAUGAAGGACCUGCCAGCAUGUUGUCCAAAGCGUUUCAGCCAUCUAUUACAACAUUUUUAAAAAACACGCCUCAAAUCCAAAAAUCGAAAAUGUCAUCGAUUUGUAAAUCAGUUGCAAGUAAUGAAAUGGUCAUAAGCCCGCUUAGUCCAUCAAACAAAACUAAUGCAAACGAAGAAAAUGCAAAUGCGACAAUUGCUUCAAGUGCGUCCAUUUCUCACAGCCCAGUACAAGAUCAACUCCAUCAACCACAACCCGUGAGCAGGUUGACAUCAGAUGCAUCGGAUGAUAUGCUUUCAUUUUUAUAGCAUUGUCUUUUUGUAUUUAUCAAUCCAUUCCAGUUGCUAGAUAUUGGUAAGUUAAUUCGUUGGUUAAUUAUGCUCUUACUCAUUUUGAACUUUAGAUUCAAGCUCAAUAUUUUUGUCAGUAAUCUGUUGUUGUCUAUUGAAUAUUUUUUAAAUGCAUUUAAAACUCUGUCAACAAAAAUUAGCAUUCGAUUUCAGAUGUAAAAAAAAAUUAGGUAAAACUAAGAUGUUGAGAAUUCGUUAAAGAAUUGUUUGUGAUCUGUUAGUUUGAUCAAUAAUUUAAUUUGUUACUCAAGUAAGACAUAAAUAUUAUAGUACAAUACAAGGCAUUUAAUUUAAUAAUGUAUACACAGUUAUUCAAUACAUUCAUAAUUGUAUAUUUA